AUGGCAUCUCAACCACCUUCCGUAACGGCCUUAUCAGCGCCCGGUAAGGUCCUCCUGACCGGUGGCUACCUAGUCCUCGAUCGCACCUACACCGGCACCGUUUUCGCCCUCGAUGCGCGCAUCCACGUUGUUGUUCAGCAACUGAGACGGGGCCACCGCCGCGGGGCCUCUGGCUCAGGACCAGAUCACAAGGCCGCUACCAUAAGCAGCGAGACGGACUCUGCCCGACUGGAGGGAUCCGGUGUUGACGAGACUGAGGCCGAGGACACCAUCGUGGUGCGCUCGCCGCAAUUCGACAAUGCGAUCUGGGAAUAUGGCAUCCAGCGGUGCGAAAAUGGCGGUGGAGUAAAGGUGAACCAGAAAAAUGAUGGACCGCGGAACCCUUUCGUUGAAACCUCCUUAAGCUAUGCAUUGACCUACAUAGGCUAUGUCGCCGACUCCAAGGAUUUCGGCUCACUCUCAGUGACCAUUCUGGCUGAUAAUGACUACUACUCGGAAACUGCUACCUCCAAGGGCCCUGCAUCCCAGGGUCGGGGUCGCUUUGUCAAUUUCGGUGUCCCGCUCCUCGAAGCCCACAAGACAGGACUGGGCUCAUCAGCUGCCCUGGUGACCGCUCUUGUUUCCUCACUAGUGAUUCACCGAACUAUGCAGGCUGAUGAUCUCGGCGCCGGCCGCGACAAGCUCCACAAUUUGGCGCAAGCCGCCCACUGCGCAGCCCAGGGCAAGGUUGGGUCCGGCUUUGACGUGGCCGCUGCCGUGUACGGAUCUUGUCUGUACAAGCGUUUCUCGCCGGCAAUUCUCGAGUCGGUGGGUGAUGUUGGAACUCCUGGAUUUGACGAGCGACUGUUUGCCGUUGUAGAGGACGCUGACCCCGAGCACCCAUGGGAUACUGAGUGCGUGGAUUUCGGUAUGCAGCUUCCGCGCGGGAUGCAGAUGGUGCUAUGCGAUGUCGAAUGUGGCUCGCAGACGCCCUCGAUGGUUAAGAAGGUGUUAGCAUGGAGGAAGGAAAACCGCAAGGAGGCCGAUAUCCUCUGGGCCAGCCUUCAGAAUAACAACGAGCGUCUCCGUCAGGAACUCAAGCGUCUUGCGCAACACCCCGAUGCCAACACAGAUGGCGAGUUCUCGGAAAUCCAGAAUUAUAUCCAGCGCACACGGCACCAUAUUCGCACGAUGACCCGCCGGACGGGUGUGCCCAUUGAGCCGAGUGUACAGACUGAGCUGCUGGACAGACUCACUGAGAUCGAUGGGGUCAUUGGUGGUGUGGUGCCCGGCGCUGGAGGAUACGAUGCCAUUGUAUUAUUGAUCAAGGACGAUCCUGCAGUGAUUACACGAUUGAACGAACAAUUCGAGAACUAUGAGAGUGCGGUGGAGGAUGAUUUCGGUGGGAAGAUUGGCAAUGUACGACUCCUGGGUGUCCGGCAUGGGUCCGAAGGGGUGAAGAAUGAAGUGCUGGAGCAAUAUGCGGGCUGGGUCUAG
This is a messenger RNA of Penicillium pulvis, 1476 nucleotides long. It is a transcript of the gene erg8, whose product is annotated as phosphomevalonate kinase. The record is from RefSeq and is a predicted model, not a curated record. Gene Ontology annotation, biological process: ergosterol biosynthetic process; isopentenyl diphosphate biosynthetic process, mevalonate pathway. Gene Ontology annotation, molecular function: ATP binding; phosphomevalonate kinase activity. Bases 1 to 1476 code for a protein of 491 amino acids. NCBI's taxonomy places the organism in Eukaryota, Fungi, Ascomycota, Eurotiomycetes, Eurotiales, Aspergillaceae. Gene Ontology annotation, cellular component: peroxisome. The transcript is spliced from 2 exons.